AUGCCCAUUUCCACGCCGCCUAAAACUCGUUCCUGUGGCCCUGCCGCGCAGACCUCAUCUGCAAAUGUCGCAGCUCUCCUUCUCCUUUUCGCGGCCCUCGCGCUCACCACCAGCGCCGCUGCUUGCUCCCUUCUCACCGCCAAUCGCCCGCUGCCGCGCCGAGAUGCUCAGCGUCUGUCCCAACAGCGCCUGCGCGGCCUGUCUCGCCUCGCUCGACCCACCCGCGCCCGACGCUCGCUUCUAAAGCUCGACGCUGCCACCGGCGCCGCCGCGGCCGGCUCGAAAACGACCAGCUCAAGCGCUGCAAGGCCCGUCGAUUUGGAAGGCUCGCAAUUGGGCGCGCUGCUGCAGCUGCAGGAGGCGUGGGGCGCGUGGGCGGGCAACAGCAACGCCACCACGGCGUGCUCUGCGUGGGCUGGCGUCACCUGCAGCCCCAACGGGGCCGUCGUUGCCGUGGAUGCAAAGCUAUUUUCUGAAGUGGAUCCUCCGCCAAGUGGCGCCAUACCCGCCUCCAUCACUAGUCUCGCCACUCUGCAAUACCUCGAUCUGACCUACAUUGACCUGGUGGGGUCCAUUCCAUCCCUCGCCACUCUCACCCGCCUCACCCACCUGUACGUGCCUCUUCUGUUGAAGUCUAGAAGACCUUGA
Messenger RNA from Closterium sp. NIES-65, 648 nucleotides. NCBI's taxonomy places the organism in Eukaryota, Viridiplantae, Streptophyta, Zygnematophyceae, Desmidiales, Closteriaceae. The record is from the annotation of a GenBank genome assembly.